This is a messenger RNA of Pipra filicauda (Wire-tailed manakin), 3746 nucleotides long. RefSeq names its product basic proline-rich protein-like. The transcript is spliced from 3 exons. The record is from RefSeq and is a predicted model, not a curated record. Gene Ontology annotation, cellular component: postsynaptic density. Lineage: Eukaryota; Metazoa; Chordata; Aves; Passeriformes; Pipridae. Bases 1752 to 3533 code for a protein of 593 amino acids. Gene Ontology annotation, biological process: inhibitory postsynaptic potential.
GCACUGGGCACUGGCACGUGCAGCACUCGGAAGUUUGGUUGUUCCAGCGCUGGGGACUCCGGGCUGCUGUGCUGAGUCAGCGCUUUGUGCCAGCAGGAACAAGGCAAGGCAGGGAGGGGCCCAAGGGGUGGCUGUGCCGUGUGUCCACCGGCAGUGAGGACAGAGGGGCUGUGGAGCCAGCGAGGCUCCUGCCUUAUUGUGCUGAGAGGGCGUGGGGGCCCUGGGGGAGCAGCAGCCUGUGGUCUGGGCUGGGGACCAGAGGGAUGUAGGACAUGGGACAUGGCGUGGUGUGGUGAGGCUGAACUACUGUGCACCAGGGCUGACAUUUCUGUCUCUCCCACCCUCUCCCUGUCAUUGUGUCCUGAAAUUAGCCCUCGGCCUCCCCUGCACCCUGGGACAUCCCAGCGGGGCUCCCAGUGUGCCCUGUGCUCCAUGUGCCCAGGCAGUGUGAUGGGCUGGGGCAGCUGCAGGCGACCCAGUGGGCAGAGGCAGAGCCAGCUGGGCAUGGGGCUGGGCGCUGGGGGUACAUCCGGGUGGGGCUGCGAAGGGGUUUGCUUGGCAGGUGUGUGGAGGAGGAGCCCUGCAAAGCUGUGCAGGAAGGAUGGCAGGGAUGGGGAUAUGGCUGGGUGCAAACCUGCUGUGCCCCCAGGUCCUGACCCUGUGCUGCCUGGGAAGCAAUGCUGGUGUCGGGGAUAUUCCACAGUCUCACUGAAGGUUUUUGCUCCUGCUGAUUCUCAAAUGCCUGAAGUGGCUCAGUUUCCCCGAGCCACAGUCUCACCCCUGCCCACGGAGCUGGCCCCCCACAUCUGCAGCCCAGCCAGCACCACCGGUGCCCAUCUGGCCAUGCUCCACAUGUGACAGGUCCCUGCGCCCAUCUGGCCACGCCCCACACACGACGGGUCCCCUCUGCCAAUCUGGCCAAGCCCAGUGCAGGAUGCCCCAUGCCCACUCCAGCCACGUCGCAUGCUGGAUAGGUGCCCCACGCCCUUUCCAGCCCAUGCAGAGCCGGUGCCUGUGUGUGGCGGGUGUCCCACGUGCAGUAGGUGCCCUGUGUCUGUCUGUCCCUCACGGGAGCCCCGUGCCCCCCACCCUGUCCUGUGCCUGCCCUCCCACUGCCGCCCCACGCACGAGGCACCAGCCCCGGCGAGGCAGAGCUAUUUUUAACAGCUGCUUCUGCUUGAUUUGAGCUGUGAACUCGGAACGUGUUUAUGCUAAAGGGGUUUCUUUUCCCUUCUCCCUUUGUGCUGAGGAGGCAGCGCCGCAGAUCAAAGUCUGUCUCUUCGCGUUUGGUGAUGGCGGGCUGGGAGGGAGCUGAGGCGGGAGAGGCUGGCGGCUCUGCAGGGACACUCGUGUCCUCGGGGGCUGUGGUGGUGUGGCCAGGGCUGACGCACCUCUCUCUGUCCCCGCAGGUCCAGAGCCCAGGAGCCACGGGCAGGCACGGCCGGCACCGGGCCCAAUGCGGGCGGCCCUGAGCCCGGGCAGCCGCCGCGGGACGAUGGGCUGCGGGCGCCGGCGGGGAGCUGCGGUGCCGGGCAGGGCUGUCGGGGCGGCGUGCCGGGGGCUGUAGGGCCGGGCAGUGGGCAGCAUGCCCCGCGGCCCCUCGCCCGCCUCCCGCCCAGCAUCCCCUCUCUGUGGCAGCGCGGGAUGAGGCUGCCCGCUGCUCCGACAGCUCUGGGGACGGGUGUAGCCCAGGGCUCCGACCGUCGGCGCUCGGCCCCCCGCGCCCCCCCGCAGCCCCCCGGCCCCGAGCCAUGGUCAGCCGUGAGCCCGUGCCUGGCCCGGCCCCCGCCGGCGAGGGCAGCCAGGAGAAAGCCAUGACGGUGCGCUCGGUGCUGCUCAACCGCGACUCGCCCGACAUCGAGAGCCGCCUCAAGCGCCGGCGCAACCGCACGCAGCAGGUCCGCUUCAAGGACCUGGUGGAGGGCGGCUCAGGGCAGGCGGGCAGCCCCCCGCCCGGGCCCGCGGCCACCCCCGGCCCCAACACCCCACGUGCCUCGCCGCCCCCCAGGGAUGCCCCUGAGCCGGCGGCUCUCCGUGCCUCGCGGCGCAGCUGGCCCCAGGCACAGCCGGGCUCGCUGACGCUGCCCAUGCCCAGGAAGGCGUGCAUGAGCACGGCCAUCCAGACCUCCCCCAGCCUCCAGAAGCCCUUCCCAGCUCCCCAGCCCCGCAGCAGGAGUGUCUGCGAUGUGGCAGGGGAUGCGGUACUGCCCACUGUGGCGAGUGCCCGGUGCCCUGGGGUGGCCGUGCCCACCACGACCAGCUGGGCUGUGCCCCCGCGGGCCCCUGGCAACCUCCCCACACAUGACCGCACCGUGGCUCUCGCCCAGCACGCCACGGUGUGCCCCCUACCACUGCCACCGCCCAGGGACCCCCCUCCCCCUUACCGCGGCACAGCCGGGUGCCCUGCUGCCCGCUGCGCCCCUGAGCCCUGCCCGCCGCCCCCCGCCUGUGCCCAGCUCCGCGGGAGCCCACGAGGUGGCCACGGGGUCACCCCACGCCCGGCCUCCGUACCCUGUGGCCAGCCCCGACCUCCCGCUGAGCACCGGGGGCUUGGCCGGAGCGACUCAGAGCGGACCCUGCCCUGCGGCCGCCCACCAUCCCAGCCCUCCCCGCACCGCCGGCAGCCCGGCCCCGCCACGGACACCCAUGGCCUCCGCCAGCCACCUCAGGGCAACCCCCCCCGGGACCCCCCUCCACCCCACCACCAGCUCUGCGGGUCGCCAUGGGGGGGGCCCUGCUGCGCCUCGCCAGCCCCCAUCCCACCAGUGCCGGGCUGGCACAGCUCUGCUGCUGCUGCUGCUGCACCGGAGAAGACACCAGCUGUGCUCAGCACCUGCAGCCGGCUCCACGCUGCUGAGCCCGGGCAUGGCCGGGCAGGACCCGAGGGACACAGGGAGCUGCUGCCCCCAGUCCCACAGGGCCCCAGCAUGGGGACACAAACAGCAGGGUGGGCACCAGAGCCCCCCCAGCAUGGGCAGCCCUGCCUCGCUGCUGAGCAACCGGAGACACUGCACCAUGUCCAGGACCUACUGCAGCUGGUGGUGGUGGCCAAGGGACCAGUGGGACCACCAGCGAGGGACGAGGACGCCCAGACAACUCAGGGAGAGGGCCCCUGGCGGCCCGGGGAGCAGGGAGACCUGCAUUCCCAGCUGCAGUCCCUGGAAGGGGUGCUGGAGACCAGCCAACAAACCAUCCGGGUGCUGCUGGACGUCAUCCAGGACCUGGAGAAGAAGGAGGCGCAGCGGGACGGGCGACACUCGUACCGGACCGGGCAGGACAUCGCCAACUGCGGGACCUGCCGCGACUGUGCCUGUAUCAUCUACAGCGUGGAGCACGAUUUCCGGCAGCAGGAGGGCCGCUUCCAGCGGGUGCUGAGCCACAUCGAGGGCCACGCCGGGCCGAGCCCCCCCCCGACGGCCGUGGGGGCGGCGGGCACCACCUCACCGCCCCGGCAGGAGCUGGCACCGGCGCCAAAGCUGCCGGUGAAGUUGGACGUGAAGAAAUCGCGGCGCAAAUGCUUCUGGUUCCUGUGACCGCGGUGCCCGGCGAGCCUGGAGCGCGGGGGCACCGUCCCAGCACUGACCCCCUGCCCACCUCUCCUCCCUCCCUCCUACGGUAGGGUUUGGGUAGCACCAGCUUUUCUAUUUUUAACCAUUCCGUUCAAGGCGGGAGCCCGGGUGUGGAGGGGAGCUGUGGCUGUAUUUAAGGAGAAUUCAAUAAAUUCCACAGAGACGCUAUUUUUGUUA